CGGCCCAUCCGCAUCACACGAGGGGGAAGCGCGGCCGCUCGCUCUGCCCCGGCGCCCGCCUGACUCCCUCCACUUGCCGCCGCGCUGCAGCCCGGGCUCUGCUGAAUCAAAGCGCGGAUCAGGUUCCCUGCCUCCAGUAUAAAAAUCUCGGCGAGAAAUCUCCGCCUGGAGAGAGACGGGGCACGGCAGGAGCGGGGCUUGAGGCGGCGGCGGCGGCCGGCGAGGCGAGCCCGUCCGUGGGGAAGCGAAGGGACGCGCUUCGGCGGCGGUAGCAGCAGCAGCCGGGGCUCAGCGAGGACGCCCGCGGCUUACCCCUCUCAGCUGCGGUAGAAGAGCUUUCUGCCGCCCGAAAAUGCAACAGGAACAACAGCAACGCCGAAUGUUCACAGCUGCCCUCCUGGCACUUGUUUUUAUUCUGGCAGCUGUGAGUACCACAGAGGCUGGCAAAAAAGAGAAACCAGAGAAAAAGUCGAAGAAGUCUGACUGUGGGGAAUGGCAGUGGAGUGUCUGUGUGCCCACCAAUGGUGACUGUGGCCUGGGGACACGUGAGGGCACUCGCACUGGAGCUGAGUGCAAACAAACUACCAAGACUCAAAAGUGUAAGAUCCCCUGCAACUGGAAGAAGCAAUUUGGAGCAGAGUGCAAAUACCAGUUCCAGGCCUGGGGAGAAUGUGACCUGAAUACUGCCUUGAAGACUAGAACUGGGAACUUAAAGAGAGCCCUUCAUAAUGCUGACUGCCAGAAGACUGUCACAAUCUCAAAGCCCUGUGGGAAGCUUACCAAACCCAAACCUCAAGAAUCCAAGAAGAAGAAAAAGGAAGGCAAGAAACAAGAGAAGAUGCUGGAUUAAUGGAGCCAACUUGGGCAAUGUGAGAAAGGGACAUCAGCAAACAUGAUCAGUUAACAGUUUCAUUUAUACCUAGGCAUUUUAUCCUAAAAUUAUUUAUAGCUUAAUGGUAUCAUAGAAGGAAACAAGCAAACACAGAAAAAAAAAUCUUUUUUUAUUACUUUAGUAUUUUUAAUGUAUAACCCUAACAACAACUUUUAGAGGCCUGUAAUAAAGGACUCCAGUCUCAUUUAGAAAAUUAUGUCUAUUGUGUAUUGAACAAUGUAGAGGUUUUUAAAAUAUUCUCAAGUCUUGCCAUAGGUCUCAGUCUGGUAGUUACUCCAUGCAAGCAGAACUUGAACCCAUGUGGAGCUCUGCUGAAGCCAGUGGUGCCCUGUGUGAUCAUAGGAGUCUGGCUGGAUGCAAUUAUAUUUAAGAUUGGGACCUCAUAUCUGAAGAAACCCGCACUUGUUUCUUAAGUACUCAUUGCAUCUUGGUAACUGUAUGAAAUUAUUUGUUGAAGGAAACGAUGGGGGCAUUUUUUUUGAGUAUUUACAGGCAUAGAAUUUUUGGGGUGUUUGGUGACUGUUCAUUCCAAAAUGCCACUAUCUCCAGGUAAAAACCAGUAGCACUCCUAUCCUUGGUCACAUUUUGGAUGUUAGCAGUAAAAAUUUUGAAAUCAUUCAACAGUUGGACAUGGAAGAGUCCUAAUUUUUCAGUAUUUUCUAGCAAUGAUUUUUCCAAGCAGAAUAUUAGCAAAACUUCCAUUUUUCAGCAUAUCAUUGCUGGUGGAUGGUAGUGGCCUCUGGUUUACCUAUAAAAACUGAAAAAUGCUUUCUUUUAUUUGUUUAUUUUGCCAGAAAGGAGAAUAUCCUUUUGACAAAAAUCUAGUUGAAAUUGUUAUGAUUCUUCCUGACCCAACUCCCUUUUGUACCAGUGGGAAUCUUCCUGUUGAUUUUAAAUAGAGCUGGUUGAAAAAUACUAUGUCUGAUGGGAAGCAACAGAAGAAAUCUAUUUGGAAACUGC
Pezoporus flaviventris is the source of this 1852-nucleotide messenger RNA. It is a transcript of the gene PTN, whose product is annotated as pleiotrophin. Gene Ontology annotation, molecular function: growth factor activity. The transcript has 5 exons. Bases 353 to 850 code for a protein of 165 amino acids. The record is from RefSeq and is a predicted model, not a curated record. NCBI's taxonomy places the organism in Eukaryota, Metazoa, Chordata, Aves, Psittaciformes, Psittacidae.